Olea europaea var. sylvestris is the source of this 561-nucleotide messenger RNA. RefSeq names its product early nodulin-like protein 1. Lineage: Eukaryota; Viridiplantae; Streptophyta; Magnoliopsida; Lamiales; Oleaceae. The record is from RefSeq and is a predicted model, not a curated record. Gene Ontology annotation, cellular component: plasma membrane. The transcript is spliced from 2 exons. Gene Ontology annotation, molecular function: electron transfer activity. Bases 1 to 561 code for a protein of 186 amino acids.
AUGGCUUCAAUCAAAAAUAUUUUCUUAUUUUCGACCGUCAUGUUUUUGCUGUGUAUUCUUUCUGAAGCAAGAGAGUUCGUAGUAGGCAGUGAAAAUAAUUUAUGGGCAGUUCCAUCUUUUGUUGAUGAGUUCAACAAAUGGGUUGAGAAAACUCGUUUUCAAAUUGGGGAUUCUUUAGUUCUGAAGUAUGAUUCCAAGACUGAUUCAGUGCUGGAAGUGACUGAGGAAGGUCCAUUUUUCUUCAUCAGUGAAGCUGAUGAACAUUGCAAGAAGGGUCAAAAGCUAAAGGUUAUGGUUCUGUUCGAUAAACAUUGCUCCGACCACCAAUAUACAGUGCAGGCACCUUCUCCUCAUCAUCAACAUCACCACUACCAUCCAUCAGCGCCAGCCUCGACUAACGGUUGUACUGGUCUGAAGGCGGCGGAGGGGUUUAUUUGUGGCACUGCGACGGUGGGAAGUUUGGUUUUGUUGUGUAGGCUAGUUCUAUUAUUCAUGUGUUGUACUAUUGAGCUACAUUUUAUUUUCAUUAUUCUUUGUCAUGUAUAUGCUUCAUGCUUUUAA